CUAUUAGUAGAUUCUGUCCUUGUUCUAGUCGGCGAAGUUUCCUAUUAGGCUAUUACUUGUCACCUCUUCUUCAACAAUCCCUUCAUAUAUUCACUUAAUUCUACCAAAGUUGUCUGUUUUUUCACUUUUCUGAAUAUGGGUUUCUGGGAUUCUUUGCUGAAUUGGCUUAGAAGCCUUUUUUUUAAACAGGAAAUGGAGCUUUCCCUGGUAGGUCUUCAAAAUGCUGGGAAGACAUCUCUCGUCAAUGCUAUUGCUACUGGAGGCUAUAGCGAGGACAUGAUUCCGACGGUUGGAUUCAAUAUGCGGAAAGUUACAAAAGGAAAUGUGACCAUAAAACUCUGGGAUCUUGGGGGCCAAAGGAGAUUUCGAACGAUGUGGGAGCGCUAUUGUCGGGGUGUCUCUGCGAUAUUGUAUGUUGUUGAUGCUGCUGAUAGAGACAGUGUACCUAUAACAAGAACCGAGUUACAUGAACUUUUGAAGAAACCUUCAUUAACUGGAAUUCCUUUGCUCAUCUUGGGAAACAAAAUUGACAAAUCAGAAGCUCUUUCGCAGCAGUCAUUGGUCGAUCAACUAGGUCUCGACUCAAUAACGGAUAGAGAAGUCUGCUGCUACAUGAUUUCGUGCAAGGAUUCUGUAAAUAUCGAUGCUGUUAUCGAUUGGCUAAUCAAGCACUCAAAGACCGCGAAAUAAAGAGCUGCUCCGGGAUAUAAUAAUCUGGAAAAAUAGAAUAUAGUUCUUUCUGAGGAUCUUGAAAUGAUCUGUUAAUAUAUUUUCUGGCUGAUCUGUCUUUUGUUAGUUCUAUAUAGUUUUUUUUAAUUACAAUUCUGUGCUAUAGUGCUUUGAACAGUCAUACAUCUUUUCAUUAUGAAUUUGCAUUGUUUGUCUUGCUUUC
Molecule: messenger RNA, 892 nt
Organism: Solanum pennellii
Lineage: Eukaryota; Viridiplantae; Streptophyta; Magnoliopsida; Solanales; Solanaceae
Product: ADP-ribosylation factor-like protein 8c
Exons: 6
Coding region: 136-690 (184 amino acids)
Biological process (GO): protein transport
Molecular function (GO): GTP binding; GTPase activity
Source: RefSeq, a predicted model, not a curated record